AUGAGUUUGGUUGCUAUGCUAUGGGUGUGUAAGUACUGGUAGGAAUUUUUCUAUCUGAUAAACAAAAGUCCCCAAUGUUUUAUCGCUUUUCUUUCUACUCGCUUCUUUCAUAAUUUCGGUUUCUCUCUCACCUAUUUGAAAGGUAAAUCUUUGUAAGGAAUUAAUUGCAAUGAGAGAAUUAUUCCGGGAUUCAACGUUUGGACAUGUAGUUCGGCUGGUGACUAGAGGGAGGGUUCUGCAGUUUGAGGAGGAGAGCAAUCCGUCGUUAUGGGAGAGAUAUGUGGAUAGGGAAAAGUCGGGGAGGAUGGUAUGUUAUGUUGAUUGACCUGACUUACGUCCCCGUUUCUCUUCUUCUUCCUCUUCUUCUUCGUUAGGGGCCUUGAAGUUCGAGUUCGUGCUAAUAGUAUGUGAUAUGUGUAGGCACAUCACGGCCAUGUUGGAGAGGAAGAAAAGGGGCCUUCGAAAGAGACGGAAGGUAAUUACCAUGAUGGACGCCAAAGCGAACAGAGGCAAACCAACGCAGAAGACAACCGGGUCAGUUCAGAUACUAGGACGGAAAGCAACGAACAGCAACGAAACGCAGCAAGUGGUGCGGCUGUGGAUCCCGAAAAAGGGAGGGAUGUGACAGUCGUCACUUGGUAUGGCGAACAUGAUCCAGAAGUGAGCUACUUACCCACCCAGUUCCACGGUUUGUUUUGCCGUUGCUAAGAAGUAUAUACGAAUUAGCAUCCGUUGAACUGGUCUACACCUAAGAAAGUCUUCGUCGCCUUUUUGAUUUGUUUUCUUACGACCUCGGUCUAUAUUGGAUCAUCUAUUUAUUCGGCUGGUACAGUAGGAGUUAUGGAACAAUUUGGCGUUAGUCAGGUCGCGGCGAUGCUGGGCUUGUGUCUUUUCGUUGCUGGGUACGGGUUAGGGCCAAUGGUAGGUCUUCCUAUUUACUCCUUCCUUUAACAAUAUCGGGGAGUUUUUCGAAAAUCCGCAUCCCAAAAUCCUUAGUAGCUUUUAAACUUCACCUGUUCAUAUGCGCAAACUAAUUACCCUCCUCAAUCCCAGGUUUGGGCACCUGCUAGCGAGAUACCCCAGAUUGGUCGCAACCCAGUCUACAUAGGGACGCUGGUUGUCUUUGUCUUCUUCCAAUUCGGCGUUAUAUACGCGAAGAACUUUGGUAUGCUCCUGGCCUUCCGCUUUCUUACUGGCUUCUUUGGAUCGCCUGUCCUGGCGACGGGUGGCGCGUCCCUGGGAGAUAUCUAUCGGCCCUCAACACGCGCUUAUGCUAUUGCGAUCUGGGGGAUGGCGGCUGUGUCAGGUCCGGUUUUGGGGCCGCUGGUUGGAGGUUUUGCCGCGCAACAUAGAGGGUGGCAAUGUAACUGAUAAAAUCUUUUUGGGGGUGGAGGAAGGGGUCCUGUUCAUGAGCAUGCCUACUAUACAUUUAUUAGGGUUGUUUUGUGGGGAUAUCUGGUAGAACCAGUCAGCCUGGGUCCUGCUUCUUUUGAGCUACCUGUCUCCCACUUCUUCAUACCCUUAACCGAGUCCCGAAUCUCUUUCUCGCUUCUCCCCCUACACCCAACUCCCAACUACUAUCUCUCACAUAACACAGCUCUAACACACCAUAGGGACUCUUUGGGAACUCCUCUGGCUCUCCGGUUUCUGUCUCAUUAUAUUUACUCCCCGAGACCUCGUCAGCUAACAUCCUCUAUCGCCGCUCACGACGUCUACGAAAGCUCACGGGGCGCAACGAUCUUAAAUGUGAGCCGGAAAUCCAAAGCGAGCAGAUGACAGGCAAAGACAUUACCCUGAUGGUGCUCAUCCGUCCGUUUAGUCUCACGUUCACGGAACCGAUCCUGUUCCUGCUAAAUCUGUAUAUUGCGCUCAUAUAUGGGUUGCUGUAUAUCUGGUUUGAAAGUUUUGCUAUUGUGUUUAUUGAGGUCUAUGGGUUUAAUCUUGGGGAAGAGGUAGGUUCUUUUUCAUGUCGAUGGGAGAGAUACGUACUUAUAUGUCACAGGGACUCUCCUUCUUAGGCAUCUUCAUUGGAGCUCUCGUAGUGAUUCCUCCAUUCUUGCUCAUCGAGUUCAAGAGCCUCAGUUCAAUGAGAAUGGCGAGCUGAAGCCCGAGAAGCGUCUCCCGCCGGCCUUUGUGGGCGCAUUCUGCAUCCCUAUCUGUCUCUUCUGGUUCGGUUGGUAAGAACAGCUAUUAUAACCUCCCCCUCUCACCUACCCAAGCUUUAUAACCAAAACUAAUACACCAACCACCACUCUAGGACCUCACAACCACAAAUCCACUGGAUUGUGCCCAUCAUCGGCUCGAGCUUCUUUAGUACCGGCGCCUUUCUGCUUUUCAACAGCGUGCUCAACUAUCUGGGCGACGCAUACCCGGAUCACGCGGCGAGCGUCUUUGCUGGCAACGAUUUUCUGCAUAGCAGUUUUGGCGCUGGCUUCCCGUUGUUUGCGAACGCCAUGUAUCGCCGGCUCGGCACCGUGUGGGCGAGUAGUUUGCUCGGCUUUUUGAGUAUAGCGUUUAUCCCCAUCCCGUUUGUACUAUACUUUUAUGGCGAGAGAAUUAGGAAAGCGAGUAAGAGGGCGAGACAUGAUCUGUAG
This is a messenger RNA of Hymenoscyphus albidus, 2594 nucleotides long. NCBI's taxonomy places the organism in Eukaryota, Fungi, Ascomycota, Leotiomycetes, Helotiales, Helotiaceae. The record is from the annotation of a GenBank genome assembly.